AAAUCGGUAAAAUAAAAUAAAAUAAAGGAGAGUUAUUUUUUUUCUGUAGCUGAGCCUCCAUGAUCCAUCGAUUCGUUAGCCGUCAAUAAGAAGAAGAAUCUCAGGCGAGGAGUUUAAUCCACCUAUGACUUCUGAUAUAAAAACCGAAGGACGCGAUAUGGAUGCUCGUGUGCAAGCUAUGUGGGAGCAAAUGAAUAAAGGGUUAAAUAAUAAGUCUGUUAAACACACUGCAACAACGCGUAGUACUACUUCAAUUAUGAGCACUAGUUCACAGAAGAUCAAUAAUAAUUGGAUGACAUAUCUGGGUCUGACUCCAAAGAAGAGAGAACGUCCUGAACAAGAUGGUCAGCAUAAAGGAUCGCUGGAAUACACUUCCGAUAAGACGCUUUUAAACCAGUCCAAUUCAUCUUCUGAUAGUGCGUCACAGAAGAAAUCUGAUAAUUGGAUGGCUUAUCUGGGCCUGGAAACUAAGAAACCAGAAAGUUCCGGGCAGGAAGCACGGAAAGAAGAUACCAUUAUGCAAAGCGCCAAAAAUGAUGAGGGCAGAAAGCUUGCUGCUGCUGCUCUCGCAGCAGUUAAGGAGGCUGCAGCAGCUGCAGCUGGCAGGGGUAAAGUUGAGAUCACAGAGGUUAGGGAUUUUGCUGGUGAGGAAAUAAAAGUUAAGAAGCUUGUUGAUGCAGAGUCCAAAGAGGCUGCUGAAAAGGCCAGAGGAUCUUCAACAUCUGCAGUGGAUGUUAUUCUAGAACAAAUUAAGAAGAAGCCUAAGCUCAGUGUGCUCGACAAGUCAAAGAAAGAUUGGGGAGAGUUCAAAGACGAGAACAAGGGGCUAGAAGACCAAUUAGAUGCCUAUAAAAAGAGUUCAAACCAGUAUUUAGACAAGGUGUCCUUCUUGCAACGAGCAGAUUACCGAGAAUAUGAGAGAGAAAGAGAUGCUCGAUUGGCUCAACAGUCCAGGAGAAAAACAGAUAUGCGAGACGAUGAUCUCUAAAUCCAGGAUGCUUCCAUCUGCUCUUGCAAAUUUCCAAUCCGAGCAUGUCGCCGAUGAGGAGAUAAUUCUGGAAUUUUCGUGCAUCAUAAUGAAGUCCUUCUUCUUCAAAGGGGACCAUUUGUUAUGGGCUGAUAACGUAUUAGUCCCUGUAAACCACAGAUGUUCUUGGAACUUCCUAUGUAAUGUUGUGGUACUUCUAAGUUCUAAGGGAAAAGUGAGCCUAGGGAUCAGUGUCGAAUAAAAUUUGUGUUCUGAUUUGUUAUAAGAUGGUUUUGUGGUCUCUUCUGAAGCUA
This is a messenger RNA of Mercurialis annua (annual mercury), 1281 nucleotides long. RefSeq lists its product as uncharacterized. The transcript is spliced from 7 exons. The coding region runs from base 125 to 988 and encodes 287 amino acids. Lineage: Eukaryota; Viridiplantae; Streptophyta; Magnoliopsida; Malpighiales; Euphorbiaceae. The record is from RefSeq and is a predicted model, not a curated record.